This is a messenger RNA of Zonotrichia leucophrys gambelii, 11677 nucleotides long. RefSeq lists its product as uncharacterized. The transcript has 70 exons. Gene Ontology annotation, biological process: lipid transport. The record is from RefSeq and is a predicted model, not a curated record. Gene Ontology annotation, molecular function: lipid carrier activity. Lineage: Eukaryota; Metazoa; Chordata; Aves; Passeriformes; Passerellidae. Bases 32 to 11284 code for a protein of 3750 amino acids.
UCGGGGCCGUAACCAGGCGGAGCUCCCGGCCAUGGGAGGGCUGCGAGCGCAGGAAGGCGGAGGUGCGGAGAGCACAGGAUCCUCAGAGAGGUUAAGUUAUGGAGCUUCCUGUUUUGCAGAAUGUGCAGGACGCAGUGCAUCAUACUUCCACAAAAGAGCUAGAUACAGCUACAGGUACUCAGCAGUCACCAACACAUUCCUGCAGGGAAAUAGUUACAAAAGCAGUGGCAUCUCUCUGGAGAGCACAGUGAUCAUUGAAGUAUUGGGGAAUUGCCAGAUGGUUUUGAAAGUGCAAGAUGUACAGAUUAAGAAAAGUCUUGCAUCCAGAGAGGAGUCUCUGAUGGAAAUGGAGAGUCUAAGGGAAGUACUAGAACAGCAUCCUCUUCAUUUUUCUUUCCAUGAUGGGAAAGUUCUGAAGCUCUGUCCUGUGAGGGGUGAACAGACCUGGGCACUGAACAUCAAGCGAGGCAUCCUCAGUGUGCUGCAGACAGCGCCAGAGUCCUCUGCUGGUGCUGUUGUUGAGGAGGUGGAUGUCCUGGGAAUCUGCCCAACCAGGUAUCAGCAAAAGGGUCCCAUUCUUGUAAAGACAAGGGACUUAAACCUCUGCUCCCAUCGCUCUUCUGGUUUGACUUCUGUGCAGUCUGUUGUUCUUCCUCAUGUGUCACCUGAGCAGCAGAUUGUGUCCUCCCAGCUGGAGUGUGUGCAGAGCAUCAGGGACGGGGUGCUGGAGGAGGCCAAGUGCAGCGAGUGGGAGCGCGUGCGGCUGCUCCCUCAGCAGGGCAGCGGGGCACAGACACAGACCCGCUCUGCGCUCACACUCCUGCACGUGGAAACAGACUCACUCUACAGUAAAGGGGGCUCUGAGGAUCUGUAUGUGACUGACAUUCUCUAUGAAAGGGAGGUAACUAAGAGGGAGGUCACUGGAGCAGAAGUGACUGAACUGGUGUGGAAGCUUUGCUUAGCACACAGUGCAAGUUAUGAGGUAAGCUGUACAGCCUCUGCUUCCUUGGGAGGCUCUUUGUGGGCUGAGAAUUCUCCUGCACAGAUAAGAGGUGACCAGGAGAGCAGCAAUUUUGAAAUACUGAAGCCUUCCAUUGUUUUGGACAUUUUAAAAUGUGGAAUUAGAAAAGAGAAAAUCUGCUUUCUGCACAGCAGGAAUAUUACACUUGUGGUUGUGCACUUACAGACUGCAGACCUUUUCAUGACUCUUGUGUUUGAGCUUCGACACCUUUCCCUUGAGGCCUUAAGGGCACUAUGGCAAAGAUCAUCAUUCAAGUGCAGAGACAAUUGGCAACCAUUAAUAGAUGCUCUCCCAUCUUGUGCCACAGAGGCAUGUGUUGUGCUAAUGAAAGACCUCAUAGCUUCUGGAGAAGUUGAAGAAGACAAAGUAGAAUAUUUCUUCUGGUCAUUUGCAUUCAUUCCUAAUCCCACUUCAGGCAUGAUUGAAUCUCUUGCUCCUUUGCUGAAGUCACCUAGAGCAGGCCAGAGCUGCUUCUUGGGAGUAACUGCCCUUGUACAUAGGUUUUGUUCAGCUCACAGCUCCUGUGGUGUUGUACCUGCUGUGCAGAGUGUGAUGAGGACUCUUGGGAAAUUUUUGGGAGGAAACUGCACCGUGCAAAAUCCAGAACAUCUCAGCAAGCUGCAGCUGGUGCUGAAAGCCAUCGGGAACGCGGGGCUGGCAGCGGCUGCGCUGGCUCCUGCUCUGAGCUCGUGCGCUGCCCUCAGGAGCCAUCCCAUGGAAAUCCGCCUCGCCGCCGUCCAGGCCUUCCGGCGCCUUCCCUGCUCCCUCAGGAAUGCUAUAUUAGUUCAGCUGUAUCAAGCAACCAGCGAAGAUGUGGAAAUAAGAAUUGCUGCUUAUUAUAUAGCAAUGAAAUGUCCACAUGAAGAGUUAUUUAAACAAGUACAAAAGACUUUGCUGAAAGAAACAUCCAGCCAAGUGGGCUCCUUUGUUUGGAGUCAUCUCACUCAGCUCCUGGAGACAGAUGACCCAUUGAAGGAGCACCUUCGAGAUUCUAUUCCUGAUGAAAUCCUUAGCAAAGAUUUUGACUGGGAGACAUGGAAAUACUCCUCAUACUCUGAUGUCACCUUUCACUCAGCUGGUGCAGGUGCAAAUAUGGAAGCAUCAGUGGUCUUUUCUCCUACAUCUUUUCUACCACGAUCAGUCAUGACAAAUUUGACUGUUCACUUCAUGGGACAGGCUAUAAAUCUCCUGGAGGUUGGUGUACGAUUGGAGAAUGCUGAAACUCUCAUAGAGAAGGGGUUUGGGCCAAAAUCUUCUACUUUCAGUGACUAUUUUUUUGGAAACACCAAAGAAGGAAACCACAAAUCAGAAACUGCAGUGGAGACAGCAGAAGAGGUCAAGCAGAGGAACCCGACUUUGAAGCGCUACAGCCCCACUGAGCAUCUUGUGAGCAAGUCUGGCAAGCCAAAGCUGAGAAAAACAAACCAAAACUGUCUUGGUAGAAAAUACAGUAAGAUGAAUGAAUUAGUCAAAAAGUUCACUGAGAGGACAGUAAGAAAGGAGGCGUUGAAAUGUGAGCUAAGCAUGAAAAUCUUUGGAAAUGAACUUAGCUUCUUAAAUUGUGAAGAUUUAAGAAAACAAAUGAAACAUUAUUCCUUAAAUCUGGCUGAGUUGGCUGUCAAACUUCUGAAGGGGCAGGAGGUCCAGUUUAAUAAAAGGAUGAGCUUGGCCACUGAAGAGCUGCAGUUUCCAGCAAUUUCAGGCUUUCCUGUUCAACUGGCAGUCAAUGCCUCAGCAGCAAUCAACGUAAAAAUAAAAGGGAAUGCUGAUUUCAAACAACAGUCCAAUUUCUUUCUAAAUGGAUAUAUCAAGCCAAGUGCAUUUGUUCAGCUCUCUGUCCAAAUGGGAAUUGUGGGGACUCUGGGACAAGCUGGCCUAAAGUGGUUAACAGGAAUGAGGACAUCUACUAGUCUUGAUGGGGGGAUCCAGGUGAAGAAGGGGAAAGAGCUCAAAGUUUUCUUGAACACUCCAGAAGAAUCUAUGGAGAUAAUUAAUUUCAGCUCUAAACUCUACUACAGAAUGGUGGAUGAGACAGAGGAUAUAGAUGUCUUCCAAGACCACACAGAGAGCAGGUCCUGCACUAGGGAGGAAGUAUCUGAGAUUAUUGGCUGGCAGCUGUGUUCUGCAUUGUCCUAUCCUGACCCAGCCAGUGGUUUGGUUUUCCCCCUCAGUGGACCUUUGAGAGUGGCUGUGACAUUAACUAAGCAGGACAGAGGCCUGCAGCAGUACGUGGUGGAAGCUGCCUAUGACCACAUAGCUCAGGAGAAUUCAUGGAUCCCUAGUGAAGCUGUCUUUCACUUCUUCCUUGGGACUCCAAAGUCAGACUUGAAAAGAGAUAUUGGUGUUGACCUAAGUUUUAGUGUCCCACAGAGGAAAUUCAGAAUCCAAUUUAUGCAACCCAAGAAAAAAAUUGAGAUUGAUGGGAGGAUUGAGUUCUCUAAAAGUUCCCGAGUUGGACACCUGGAGCUGAUAGUGGAUGACCGAGAUGUGUAUUACAUUAAGGGAAUGGCAGAUUUGCAGGUGCUGAGUGGAGAGCAGAGAUACAUGGCCCAGCUGGAGGUAAAGCUGAUAAAGCAAAGCAGUCCUAUCAUUUUGUCAGGAAACAUCACUAAACAGCUUGGCAAGAAGAUAGCUUUUUCAGUAUCUCUGCAUAAUUUGUUGAAGGAUGCUGCCUUUCUUUCAGGACUUCUGGAGAAAAAGGUUGAUGGUAAGCAGAGACAAUACUCAUUGGAAGGGGAGACCCACCUGCCAGGUGUUCUUGGAGUUCAUGCCAUUGCUCUUCUCCAGCAGCGUGAGGGAUUGUGGUCUCAUGGUCUGCAGAUUAAAUAUGGACUCCUAGGAGAGGCAAAAACCCCUUGCCACGAGUGCCACACGCAGCAGAAAGCUCAGGUGGAGACGGGUGCCCGGGGCUCCUACAGCCUGGAGCUGGGCCAUGAGCUUCACUGCGGGCAGGCUCCCUCCUACAGCCACCAGGUUCACCUGAAACAUGAAGUGACUGCAUCUUGGAUUUCCUCCCAGAUGGAAGUGAACUAUGGGAAACAUUGGGAUGAAAUAAACAACAAGAAGAAAGUGCUGAUCAGCCAAGCCUUUAAGAACAGUUCCAGUUCAUCUGUAGUCAGCUAUUUCAUGGAGUUUACCAUGCAAGUCCUGGAAAAACAGAUGAAUUAUAGAAUCCAGCUGCAGCACUUGCACACCUCUCAGGUGUAUUUGCAGAGCAGCACCAACUUUGAGGUGCAGUAUAAUGACCAUGUGCCAUUUGUGGCUGGGCUGCAGUGGAAGGAUGCAUCCAGAAAUGGCCUGAAGAAGUGGGAAGGUGGGUUCAGCAUAGACACCCCAUGGCUCUACCUGUACACAGCUCACAAACUGCACCAGCCUCAGCAUUCUGCUUAUUUACUGACAUCCCAGCUGACAGCUGCAAGGGCUCUCUCCAUUAAAGACCUUGUACUGGAACUAUUCUAUAAAGACCAAGGCAAUGAGAAGGAAGGAAAAGUUCACAUUUACACACCAGCUACCACAUACCUGCAGGCAUCCACAGUUAAUCAUCUUGGGAGGAAUGUUCUGCAUAGCUAUAGUGAAAUGGUCUCUCUGUGGAAUCAGCUCGUGAAGAAUGAGAUUCAUUUGGAGAAUAAUGAACGAGCCAAACUUCUCUGCUUUAAGAUAAAGAGUACAAAACAGGAAUUUAACUUCACAGCCAGCUAUCAGAAUCUGCCAACGCCUAAGAAGACAAACUUUUCUGUGAAGAUUGUAUGGAGAGAUUAUAAAAGUCAGCCUGUUGUACUGCAGUGCGAAGGUCAGAUAAAGGAGCUGAGGAAGGAGAAGAUGCUCUAUCAGAAACGUGCAACCCUCCAUUUCAGGCAUCCUUUUAAAGUGCCUUUUCUGCAGAGCUUCUUUCUGCAGGAGACAUUUACUGUUGACAAAAAGCAAAAGCACUAUUUCAUGGAAACAAAAGUUUUGAUAAAUGGAGUGGAGGAAACAGUUCAGACUCUCAUACUUGGUUACCAACCUGAAAACCCCUAUAUUUGUGCUGGCUUAACUCAUCCUUAUAACUACAGCAUGUUUCCCAAAGAUGUUGAAAUGUGCAUUUUAACUCUAAGUCAUCAAAAUCUUGAGUUUCCACAAGCAAUGGCCCUAAGUGGGGAGCUGUUCUCCAGGCAGACUAAACUGGAACACUUGGACUGUGGUGUGAGUGUAAAAGUCAUCAUCAACAAGAACACGUCUUCACAGGCCCAGGCAGCCCUGAAGAGUUAUGGUGAGAACAAUGUCAAUGGCUCCCUUCACCUGCAUUCCAAUGGAAGGGAAAUGCUGAUGCUGGAGGUUGAUAUGAACAAUGAAAAGAGGAGGAAUGCCAGAAUUGUUGAACUGAGGGCUUUUCUCCAUCAAACAGUCCUGACAAAUCCAGAAUCAGUACAGUUCCAGCUCAUGAGCAAGAUAUUUCCAUCAAGACUUCUGUUGUCUUCUGACUUGAAGCUUAAUGAAAAUAGGCUUCAAGUGGAUUUCAUGGGAGCCAGGGAGCAGAAAGUUGGUUUUGUUUUGUCCCUGAAUGGAAGAGUCCAACACACUUUUACUGGAAUAAAGGCCAUACCUCAUCUCCUUUCUCUGGAUGGAUUACUGAAGUGCAAAAACAACAUUCAUGACGGUAACAUCAAUGUGAUGGUCAACCAAAGACUGUAUGGACUGCAAGUCAGGAACAGGAAUGUGUUUGGGAAUACCACUGUGCACAAUCUCACUGUUGCCAUGGUUCAGAAUGGCAGUCAGGCAAUCCCAGGGGAGGCAAGACUGAAAGGACACCUGGAACUGAGUAAAGAGAAGAAAAGGGGGCUAGCUAGCUUCCAGGUGGAUGAGAAGGCUCUUUCUGUAGAUUUUUUCAAUAUCAUGGAUCAUGGGCACAGCAGAGUCAGUGGGACUUUCACACAUAAUGUUGACUUUUUAAAAGAUGCAGGGUUGCCUUUGGAUGGCAUUCUUACUGCCACAUGUGAGCAUGGCACAGGAAACCACAGCAUUGCCAUAGCCCUGCAGAGUGGCAGUGACAGGAUGCUUGCUGUGUUUGAGGGGCACAGAGUGGCCACAGAGCCUCCAACAUCCCAGCUGUCUGUGAGCUUAAAGCACAACAUCUCAAAGAUCAAGGAACAUGGGAUCCCUUUUGUUUUAGAAGCUGCUGGCUAUUAUGAGAAUUUCUCCAGAAAGAUUGCUGCAGGGAUAACAACCACAGUGGAGACAGAGCAGCUCAGGAUUGAAAUAGAGAAGAAAACCACUGACACUGCUAUAGAAAUUUCUCUUUCACUUCACCAUGAUGUGGGAGGACUGAUGGACAUUGUUCCACGUGUACUAGAGGUUGCUUGCAGUGGAGAAUCUGCUAACAAACAACUUUCUGGCCUUUGCAAUGGUGCAAUUGCAUUCCAUCAUUUUGAGACUCCAGCAAGAGUUUCACUGAAUGGGUCAAUAUUUACCAGCAACUUUACUCUCAUCCUCUUUGGACACAUUUCUUUUCAUGACGUAUUUGCCUGCCUACAACUCUAUGCCACCAGUAACACCCAUCCUCAUUUAGAAAUCGACUUCCAGCAUUCUUUGCCUUCACUUCAUUCUCUGGGAAUUGCCAGAGAGAACCAACUGAAGGUGUCAGCCAUGAGAAGUGACAAGUACAAGGGCAUCCUUGGUAUCGUCCUCGGGCCUUGCACUUUGGAAGCUGAUGGGGAAGUGAGCCUGGCAGGCAAUGAGACAGGAUGGGCACUUGCUUUUAGAAACAAGUGCGUCAGUCUAGAGAGGAUGGGAUUGCCUCGUGCUGCAGUCUUGGGGGGCUCAUUUCAGCAGAACAUCUGCAACGUGGGCUUGUUAAUGAAGCUGCAGUGUGAUGGCAGAGCAGUGGAUGUGCAGAUAGACACCUCCUGCCAGCGUGAAUACACACUCCAAGGGAUGCUCAGGCAUUCGUUUCCCUGGCUCAGCCAGCUUGGGCUGCCUUUUGAAAACUCAGUCCUGUUCUCUGCAGCCACAGACUCCACCACAGAGGGCAUUUUCCUGCUGCAGGCUGGCAGAUGCAGACUGAGGGCUAGAGGGGACCUCUGCAUUCAGAAUAAAGCUGACUGGACACUGGAAACAGAAACAGAAUGCCAACUUCUGCAGGAUCUCAGUUUCCCAACUCAGUCCCGGCUCACAGGAUCCAUCCAGAAGGACAAGUGCCAGGCAGAGCUGCUCUCUGUCCUGGAAACAGGAGGCAAAACUGCCCGGCUUGAAGUGAGAGCAGAGUGCAAGCCAAAGCUGGCUCUGGAAAUUCAGUUCAGGCAUGACCUCCCCCAGCUGAGGGAAAUCCCAAGGGAAAAUGAGCUGUCCAUCACUGCACGGAAACACUUCAGAUAUGUCAUUGGAGAAAGACAAGAGCUGGAUGCAGUGCUUACCCAUAACAUCCAAGGAGCUGCUGACAUUGGCAUCCCCAUGAGGAUGUUACUUGAUGUGAUAUCAGAAAAAAACAGUGACUUCUAUAAAGGAUUUAUCAAUUUCUGUGUGAACAACAAGCAAAUUACAGAAGAACUGAACUUUGUCCAGAAGUUGGAUGUUGUGUCUCUUAACUACAAACUUACUCACAACAUAGACACAUUGAAGACUUUGCAAAUAAAAGACAGGAUUGAGUUGCAGAUAGAUGUGGUUUUCCAAGGGAGAAACACAACUCAAGAGAGAUAUGUGCACAUUGCAGCUGGAGAAACAUCACUCACAUACAUAAUAAACUCCCGUUAUGUUGGCCACCAAGUGGAUCUGUCCUGCCAGAGUGUGCACAGCAGUGAGGUUCUCCAGGCUUCAGGCUACCCUAAGGCAAUCAACUUGAUUUUCAGUGCACAGAAAUCAGAAAACAAAGCCAAGACUGUCUGUGAAAUCCAGUAUGGUGAGAAAGAUAUAACUGUGACUGUGGAUGUUGACACAGACUUUGAACUCUCUGGUAUAUUUGUGUUCAUGGCAGAGGUGAAACAUUCAAUAUCACUUCUCCAUCACCUGGGACUUCCCUUCUUUUUUAAGAUGACAAUUCAAGAAGUCAUGACUGAAAAUGAAACUGAAGGUGCUCUGAGGCUGACCUAUGAAAAAAACAAAAACUUCUCCUUUUCCAUCAGCAGAAAAAAAGACCAGCAAGGUGAAGAGUUGAAUAUAAAAGCACUCCAGACUCAUCCCUUCUUUCUACAGUACUUCCCCUGUGCAGCACAACUGUCUUCUAAGGUAAAUUAUGAUAUGAGUGAAGCAAAAGGCAAACUCUACCUCAGGAUGGAAAAACGGGAUUUCAACGUUUCAGCAAAGCUAACUUUGACUGGAAGCAGCUACAGCAAUGCCAUUGAGGUGGCACAGACCAUGGCCCAGUUAAAAAUUCUUCCAAGACAACUUAUGCUUAUGACAAUUUACCAAAAAGACAACAGAACUCAUCUGCUGAGGCACAUUGCCCUGUGGGAUGGCAAAGAGCUAAAGCUAACAGGCACUUACACUGGACUCUUCCCAAAGCUGCCUGGAGGCCAUGGCAUUCAGGUGGAACUUCUCCAUCCUCUCUCCAUCCCUUUUCCACGGCAUGCCUGGGCCAACUUAUAUGUGAAACAUUCAGCACGCAGUCACCAGGAUGUCCUUACUGUCAUUUGGAAUGAAAAGGACAAGAUAUCAGUGUCGUCUUCUCUGAGGAUUGGAAGGCACCGGACAAGCUACAGAGCCACUGCUGCCCACCCAUUUAAUUACACUCUGAAGGAGCUGGAGGUGCAUUCCCUGUCAGAAAGAAGGGGCAGAAAGUACAACCAGCAGCUGCAGGUCUCAGGGAAUGCUGGGCAGCCUGCUCACCUCCAGCUGGGGCUGGAGGAUAAAUCCAAGAUGGACAUCACUGCCUGGGGUGGCUGUGUGACACUCUCUGCAGGCCAGCUUCAGAGAAUAUUAAGCAUGGAACACCUGCAUGCAUGUGGGUCUCUAGAGCAAAGACCAACAUUGUUUAGUGAAUACCUAGAUCUGAACUGGGAUGACAAAAAAUUCAAACACAAUUUCACAUAUGAGAGAAAUCAACUCUUGUAUCCUGAUAAGUUUCAGUUAGAAGCUGUUCUGGAAAAUAUUUUCCUGACUCCAUGUGCCAAACAGAAGAUUCUGGGUAAAAUAGAAACAAACUACACCUCUUGCCUGGAUUACUAUUCAAGCUUUGAGUUCUGUGACCUUCCAAAUGUAAUUGUUUUAUCUGGAAAGCACCAGCUCAACAAAGAUGACACCAUUUUGCACUCAGAGGGCAGAUUCCACCUUGCUGAUGGUGGGAGAGAUGAGGGGCUGAUUGGAAUAUCCAUAAAGAAUCAGAGCACUGCUGAUGUGAAGAACUAUUCUCUGGAAAUUGAAUUAAGAGCCUUUGAAGAUAUUUGGCUAGGCCUGACAGGAACUGCUGCUUCCUCAUCUGUCCAGAGCCAAAUCCUGGUGGAGGGGAUUAUUGAUCAGAAAGAGAAAGUAAAAGUAGCUGCUUCAAAAGGAAAGGAGUGUUUUCAGUACUACAUGGGGUAUCUGCAAGGGGAUUUGGAAGAAGGAGUGGAAGUCAGUGCUUGUUCUGAUGGGAAACACAGGGCUGCCAUUAACACCUAUCUCAUCAUCAAUGGUAAAAGGCAGGAAAACGUGGGACAAGUAACUCUAGCAGCUGCUAAUGGAAGCUUGAGUUUUCUGGCCCAUGGAUGUGGGGAUCCAGUUCUUAAGGCUGAGAACAAGCUUAAUGAAAUUGGGAGCCUUUUGAAAACCACACUGAGUGAGAAGAUAAAGAAGUUUGAUGGACACCUGUGGAGAUUCAGGAGAUCAGUGCAGCAUGUUGGUUUCCUGUCUGAAGCAGCUGGCUGGCCUUCAAUGGCCUUGCAAAGGGCAGCAGGAUUCCUGCACAGCGGGGCCACGGCUGUCGCCCAGGUGUGGAAGCAAAGUGGAAUUGGGCACGUUCUGAGAAGCAGGAUCCCACUUUACCUGGAGAAAAUUCAAGAUGUUGUCCAGCAAAUGCAGAACGAAUUACAAAAGCCAUUAGCAACUUUGAAAGAUGCCUACUACGAUGUAACCUUGAAGCCACUGGAUGAAGUCUGGAAAGAGAAGACAGAAGAGCACAUGAAGAAAAUCCUGGCUUUCUUACCCAAGAUUGUAAAAGAUGUGUGGCUAAUGAAACCAAUUCAGAUGGCAUUAAAGGUGGUGAAAGCAGGCUUGGAUAUGGCUACCCAGCAGGUGCUCAGGUGGGCAGAGGCCACGUUUUCCAGAGCUGUGAGCAAGAUCCGGAAGCCCUUGCUGCACCUGUACAGUUUUUCACCCAGGAACUGUUCAGUGGCAGGAAAGCUGCCAGUACUACCUAAAGCAGACCUGUCCCUGCAGCUGGCAAAUGUUACCACUUACCUCAUUGGAGAAAAACUGAUGAGGCCUCUGCAAGACCUCUACAAUCUCAACAUCCUUGCAGAGUACUAUAGAAUCAAAAGGAGGAUGAUGGAGAGCCCCUUUGAAUAUCAUGCUAUGAUAGUUGGGAGCAAGCAUCUUGUGACUUUUGAUGGAAAAAUGUAUGAUUUGGCAUCAAAGUGCAGUGUUCUUCUUGCCAAGGAUUUUGUUCACAGUGCUUUCACUAUAAUACUAAAUGAGGAAACUAGGAACUCCAGAUCACUGUAUGUGGAGAUGAAUCAGACUGUGAUCACCAUCUACCCACGACUAAAGACAUCCAAGAUGUAUAACUUCUCCCUUACGGAAGAGAACUGCCAAGUGCUGGAUCCAUCCCUUGAAAACAGUACCAUGAAUUCAAGGCAAGGAAUCAACAAAAUAGAAGUAUCUGAUCAGAAAGGAGUUUCUGUCUCUUGUGACUUUCAGUAUGAUCUCUGUACUGUCACUCUGGCUGGGUGGCACCAUGGUGUUUCAGCUGGGCUUUUUGGUACCAAUGAUAAUGAAGCUGGAAAUGAAUGGAUGGUGCCUAAUGGUUCCUUCACUGACAACGUGAAAGAGUUCACCCAGAGCUGGCAGGUGAGGAGUGCAGGGCUGCUGCCAGAGGGCACUGUAAAUAAGUGCAGUCUUGUAGAGAAGAAAGAGAAGCCAUGCCCAAUUACAGCUAAGCAAAACAUCUGCAAAGCGUUCUUUGAAGAACCACAUUCACUUCUUAGGAACUGCUUCAAAGUUGUGGAGCCCAAGCCAUUCUACACCAUGUGCACACAGGACACCUGUGACUCCCCGGCCCUGGGGGCUGCCUGCAGCUUGGCAGCAGCUUUUGUUCAUUUGUGCAACCGGAAUUUUGUCCCUGUGGAAAUCCCUCCCCAGUGCUCGAGCCAGUUCUGAAUGGCAGACAGCAGCCCUGAAGAUGGAAGAACCCUUUCAGCACCCAAACCAGAAAAGUUAUUUUAGGCAGACAAGCUAGAGGCAAGAACAGGGAGAGAACAGUAGAAGAGAGAAGCAUUCGUGUUAACUGUGAAUAUAGUGAAGUAUAUAAGGCAGAAAAGGAAAGAUUUCCACCCAGAACCCCUGAGGGCAAGAGAAAUUAUUUCAGUAUAUUGACAAGAAACUAAUAAUCAACCAGAAGAAAUCUGACAAGAAAGCAUCAGUUACUCUAAAAAAAUUCUCCCAUUUGGUGGCAAAAUUGCCUCUCCACAAGCCUUGAACCAUAGCACAAAUACACUGAAAAGCUGAGAAAAGCUCUCUUCCAGCUCAGAUUAGUAGAAGUGGACUACUUUG